Messenger RNA from Anopheles cruzii, 2938 nucleotides. RefSeq names its product longitudinals lacking protein, isoforms H/M/V-like. Gene Ontology annotation, cellular component: nucleus. Gene Ontology annotation, molecular function: protein binding. NCBI's taxonomy places the organism in Eukaryota, Metazoa, Arthropoda, Insecta, Diptera, Culicidae. Gene Ontology annotation, biological process: regulation of transcription by RNA polymerase II. The coding region runs from base 372 to 2252 and encodes 626 amino acids. The transcript is spliced from 5 exons. The record is from RefSeq and is a predicted model, not a curated record.
CGACAUCUUUGAAAAGGAAGAAAAAGAAACUCGACGUUUACCCCCAGUAAAUGCUUCUGUGAAGCACAGCGUGUGACACACAUACACACAUUGUAUAAAUGCGUUCAUAGUGUGAGUGCAUUCAUUCAUUUUGAUUUGCAAUAGUGUUGAAAUAUCGUAUGCCGAGUUUUGGUUGAGUCGAUAUUUGCUGUGUUUGGAUUUGGGAAGUCGCAGAAACUAAAUAAGUAACCUGGGCAAGUUCGUAGAAGAGGUUAGGGAAGGAAUAGUUAAUAGAGUUUUAUUGUAUGGUUCGAUCCGUGGUCCGUGAUUAGUGUCAUUAAAUCGGGUACAAUGGAAUAAAUUCGUGGCAAGUUAAAUGGACGAAUAUAAACAUGGCGAAUUUAACAAACAUGUCGCCACAGCAAUUUUCGCUGCGGUGGAAUAAUUACACUAACUACAUAGCCGGCGCGUUUGAUGCUCUCCGUUACGAGGAGGACUUUGUGGACGUAACGCUCUGCUGCGAGGGUCGCAAAAUCCGCGCACACAAGAUUUUACUGUCUGCCUGCAGCCCGUACUUCAAAGAAGUAUUCAAGGAGAAUCCAUGCCAGCAUCCGGUGAUCAUCUUUAAGAAUGUGCGCCACAGCGACCUGAUGUCGAUCGUAGAGUUUAUGUACCAGGGCGAGGUGAGCGUCGCCCAGGAUCAGUUGCCAUCGUUUUUGCACACGGCUGAAUUGUUAUCGAUCCGAGGGUUGACCGAUAGCUCGAACGAACCACGGCAACAACAGCAACAGACGGGUUCGUCUGCCUCCAUCGCGCAACAGCUACUACAAACGCAAGGUCAGACGGCACUACUGGAAAAGCCCACCACGAUCACGACCGCGGAUUCGCUGUUUCUCACUCUGCCAUCUAACUCAACUAUCGUCCAUCAACCGAAGUUACUGCAGGCGCAAAUACAAACGCCGAUCAUCAGUAAGACUAUAAUCAAAGCCGCAACAACCGAGAUGCCGGCCCUGACGACGCCUAGUGGCACUAUUACCGUACCUAUUGCACAGUCGCCACAGCAACAACAGUCGGCGAUUGCCAAGAUCCAAGUACAAACGUCGCAACAACAGCAAGCCGCUCAACAGUCCCAACAGGUGCAAGUACAGAUGCAGCAAGUCCCACAAGUAGUCCAGCAAGUUCAACAAGUACAGCAAGUACAGCAUGUUCAGCAAGUUCAGCAAGUGCAACAAGUUACGCAGCAAUCCCAGCAACAGCAAUCGCACCUUCAGCAACAAAUUCAGCAACCAGUCCAAACGCAAGCCACAACGUUACAGGAAGUAGUCGACAGUGUAGUCCAACCCAAAAAGAAAAAAAUAAAGAUACAGCAGAUUAUUACUUCGCAAUCGGCAGCCAGCACUGUACCAGCAAUGACAGUCGCUGUAACUGCCACAGCUUCUGGCCAGUCGGGCGACAGUGACAUGUUUGAACCGGAAGCCUACACCAUCGCGACUACCAAGGUUGAUGCGUCACGUACACAGCAAGAACAACAAGAGCAAACUGGUAUUGAAACUUACACAGAAUCAGCCCAAUCUUCAGGUGCAGCACUUAAAAUCGAAAUGCCAGAAUUUAUCAGCGUUGGCGAGGCAAUGACCACUGGAAGCGCGAACAAUAACUCGUUUAUGCAAGAGAGCUACGAAUUAGUUGGUGAAAAUAUAGAGGAUAAAGAUGUAGAUGACGAUGAAAUGGCACAGGACAACAUAGAAAUCGAAGGUUCAGAUAUAGAUAUGAGUCGCAUCUUCCAGGGGUCAUCAGACGAGCAGAAAUCGAACAUAUUGCAAGUCAGCCUGGAAAAGAUUGAAAUAACCACUGAGGACAAGCUCUACAAAUGCCCUGAGUGUCGGCGAUCCUUCUGUUCCACCAACGCUAUGAAACGCCAUCGGCAGGCAAAGCACACGAACUCGCAAGUUUCCUUUAUGUGCGCCCUAUGCGAUGCUCGCUUCAAAACUAAAUGGUCGCUAUCAACGCAUAAAUCGAAAUAUCAUCGCGGUCAAAGCACCUCAUUCACUAUACGUUCUACCGACGGGGCGUCGUCUGCUGCUACAAUCGAAGUAGUCACUGGUGAGAGCGCGACCGGCAGUUCCGCGCCAUCCGGUGCUAGUGGUCCUACUAGCGCGAAGAUAUUGAAGACUGAUCAUACCGGCACUAGUAGCCAGGAAGCCCAGAAACGUGCAUCUUCUGGAGGAAUGGUGACACGCAUUAAGUCACAAAUAAUCACACCCGAAGACCCUUAGAGUAUCUAUUAUUUUUAGGGUUUAUUUUAUUUUAUAUAUUAUAAUCCUCUUUUAUCAUAUUACGGAUGCGGCUCUACUCACGCCCUUCGACAUAUGUCCUUCAGAGUUGGACUUUUACAUUAUUUAAAUGCCUUACACGGGUAAAAGACUGUGGCGAUUGCUUUCAAACACUAAAAACCCAAAAUAAAUCUGAAAACUAGAAAUAAUCAUAUUUUAAGUAUACCAAGUUGAGUGCUAGGAACAGAAUAAUAAUUGGCCCUUUAAGUAAACAGCAUAUUAUAUUAUACUAUAUUGAUGUUCUAAAAAUAUUGUACAAAUCAAUUAUCUGCUUUUCGAAAGCCUACGCAAUCUUCAUCAACCUGCUAGAUACAUCAUUAGUGCAGCCCAUGUUAACAAACUAGAACAAUUAUAAUUGACACAUUUUAACAUAAUCUAUUUUGUAGAGAUAAGAAAACAACAAGUACUACGCUGCGCACGUCUUUGCUAUAGUCUCAUUAAUGUGGCAAUAGAUUUGUUUCGGUUAAUUUCGAAUUACUUAAACUUAUACUAAGAUAAAUUUCAAGGAAUAUGUGUAAACUACAAAACAUCUUCCGUUGAAAUUAUUACAACUGCGCUGUAAUUUACAUUACACUUACACGACAAAAUUGUAAAUAUCAUUUUUUUAAAUAAAUAAAGAAAACUAUCGC